This is a messenger RNA of Letharia columbiana, 1323 nucleotides long. RefSeq lists its product as uncharacterized. NCBI's taxonomy places the organism in Eukaryota, Fungi, Ascomycota, Lecanoromycetes, Lecanorales, Parmeliaceae. The record is from RefSeq and is a predicted model, not a curated record. The transcript has a single exon. The coding region runs from base 1 to 1323 and encodes 440 amino acids.
AUGGCGACGUCCGCCUUAGAGCUCUCGCAUGCUAUUGAUCUUUUCCUCCACAAAGACCGCACUUCAUAUUUCGAUACUGAUGCAACAGAGUCUGUCACAUCGCAAGAGACUACUGCACUUCCUCCCUUACUCCCAUCUUUCCAUUGGGACCUGCAAACGACAUGCAAGCCAAUGCUUCCCGCCUUUCAGUACAUCUCUCACAAGCUCUAUCAACGCGAACUUUCCGUCGCUCUCAUCAUUUCCGAUCACGAACCCCACGUUAUACCGGUGUGGCCUCUCCCACGGAGAUCUCAGCUCAUAUUCGCCAAGAUCAUCCGCAAAGCAUGCAGGAAGUUCGGCCUAGAGCCCAGCUGGUUGACAGCGGUCGCUUCAGUCUCCAACAAAUGCCUACCAAAGGUCUUCGAAGCGUACCAGCCAGACUCAUAUAUCGUACGGAGGUCUAUCGUUCAGAACGAUAUCAUAUUCAGCGACGAAGGCCUCACCUUGCUAAGCAUGGACAAUAUCUACACAUUCAAGCAGUUGCUCUGCACUCUUUCCAAGCCAGAUUGGGUCGCAAAUUCCCGUGACGUGUGCCUCUCUUCCUGUGUCCAUCUGCUACAGCGAAUCAACGAAGUCUACACAGAUCCAAAAUUGUCAAGAGGGUAUUUAGCACGAGUGUACAAAGAAGUGGAGUUUAAGCAAAAAGCGUUUGAGGAAGUGACUUCUGCAUUCUCCACAAAUUACUGCACGGCAAGCAUUAGAGAUGUCACGAUGCUUGAACCGGACUACACUGCUUUGACGGACAUGGCUCUUGACUGGGAAAGCGAUGACGAUGGAGACGCUGCGGAACUACCAGACACAUCCACCACCCGCGAUCCCAGCAGUGACUCCGAUCAGAUAAUCAGCCCAAUAGCAACAGUCGACCUAAGCACGCUCGACUCAUGGGAAACGGAUACACCCCCGCCAGCCGAUAUGAUCAGUCCUCUAGAAGGAGUCAGAUACCCAACCAUCCAAAGACCAUCCUCAGUGCGCGAAUCCCUCGUCGACCCCAUGGCGCCUUGGUCCUUUCCCAUACCUCCACCCUUACGAUCUCUGAAGAGCCGACGGGCGAUAGAGAGACAGAACGCCGAGCCGCCCGCGCCUGCUUCGGCACCUUUGCGACGGGCGUCCGAGGGUGACUCGCAGCCGCCUUCGAAGCCGACGGAUUCCUGGAGUUCGUCGGAGGUCAUGCAAAGUCCACUGGGAUGGUUGGAGAGUUGGAGUACCAAUGCGCCCAGUCUUCUGUGCCAAAACUGCCACGAUACCAUCAAUUUCGACGUGGGAAGGAGGUUUACGCUUGCUUGA